Messenger RNA from Phytophthora sojae, 1482 nucleotides. RefSeq lists its product as hypothetical. Lineage: Eukaryota; Oomycota; Peronosporomycetes; Peronosporales; Peronosporaceae. Bases 1 to 1482 code for a protein of 493 amino acids. Gene Ontology annotation, molecular function: DNA binding. The record is from RefSeq and is a predicted model, not a curated record. The transcript has a single exon. Gene Ontology annotation, biological process: DNA integration; DNA recombination.
AUGCGCGGUCUCAAGAAGAAGAAGGCUGCGGAAUACGUACCUGCUAGGGCUGUACCGGUCUCGCUUCAAAUGCUGGGGGUUCUGCACACGUUCCUGGAUUCGCCAUCUGCGGUCGGUGGAUUCACCGAAGAAAGCCGUGUGUGGUUCAAGGCCGUCUCGUCAUUCGCCUUCUACGGCAUGUGCCGGAUCAACGAGGUUCUUCCGCUGAAGUGGAGAGAUGUUUCUUUGCGUCAGUAUCGAGCCAACGUCGUCACGCCAGAUGAGGUUAUUGAAUUUGGGACGUACACACUGUUUAACCGCAAGACAGAGGUGGCAGAGGGGCGAUCCUAUAAUCUUCACAACCUCGCGGACGAAGAAACCCCGAUCAAUGCCUACAAGCACCUGUGCAAUUGGGUGGACUUUGCUACGAAGACGAAAGGCCACGUAUGGAGCGAUGAAGACUACGUACUCCCUACUCUUACUGGCCUCAGUAAGAAAGCUCUUAGAAGCGACGACGAUACCACCGGCUGCGAAAAGGUGGUCAUUGGGUGGGGCAAGAAAAUGGGAGAACAGAGUUUUAUCACGCUACUCAACUGCAUCGUGGGUUCGCUGAACCGAAAGGGACAAUCGACACCGGGUUACGUUGCGAAGCAUUGGUACAACAGUUGGUUCACGUCACACGCAUUACGCCGAGGAGGGGCUCAAUACCGCUUCAUGUACGCAAAACCAGCACGGCGCUGGUCGUUACGGAUGAUCAAGUGGUGGGCCGGCUGGAGUGUUUCGGAAUCGACGGAGACGCUGGUGCGCUACCUUCUGGAUCUGACUGUUCAAACCGAGGACAGUGAACUCGCAGACUGUUUGGCACCGGACAAGAGUUAUCUACACGGUUGCCCAAGCGCUCCUUAUGAGGCUAGCAGAAACAUCGAAGAAGGGCCCGUUCUCAAGCGCAUUCGGCAACUGGAGACACUAAUGCUCGAGACUAAAUCUCAGAUUAGUGAGCUGAAAGGUUUGGUUACGUCUGGGACCUUACCCAGUCUGUCACAAGCGACAGCACGCGAAGAUAUACCUCCAGGUGCCGCCUCGAAUAGGCAAGCGCUCAGUCCUGCGGUUUCAGCGGCUAGAGACUGGAGUCACCUAUGCCUGAUGUGGUGGUUUCCGGACACCUCGGUGCACUUGUUCAAGCCUCUUUCAGAAUGGACGCAAGCCGAGAGAACCAAUGCUGGUGUAGCGCGCAGUUGGUUCAGCGUUGCCAAAUUGCUCGGUGAGGAUGUCGCCGCGUUCGCUAAACUGAUGGGCGAGUCCGAUAAAACGCGCUGGGAGAGGGCCAUACUUCCAGUAUUUCGCAGUUUCUACGCCCAGCACUAUGGCGGAGCGGAAGAAUCGGCCACUGAGCAUACGUUUACGAUUUCGAUGCUGGUUACAUUUGUCAGGAAAGACCGCAAGCUUCGCACAAACGCAGCGUGCCCCGCAAAAGAGUUGCCGGAAUACUCUACGUACCUAUAG